Physeter macrocephalus (sperm whale) is the source of this 1919-nucleotide messenger RNA. It is a transcript of the gene TMPRSS4, whose product is annotated as transmembrane serine protease 4. The record is from RefSeq and is a predicted model, not a curated record. Bases 232 to 1383 code for a protein of 383 amino acids. Gene Ontology annotation, molecular function: protein binding; serine-type endopeptidase activity. Gene Ontology annotation, cellular component: membrane. The transcript has 12 exons. Lineage: Eukaryota; Metazoa; Chordata; Mammalia; Artiodactyla; Physeteridae. Gene Ontology annotation, biological process: acrosome reaction; proteolysis.
ACUCCUGGUAAACAGCGGUGGGAGGGACGAGGCCAGCUCCUCGAGAUGGGGAGAGAUGCUGGAUGCUAGGGACCGAAGCCUGCCCUGCACUUAGGCCUCCUCCAGCCAAUGCUGCCAGGGAUCACUGACCUGCUGGCCAGCCAGGGCCCGAUCCCGGGAGGCCCUCCUCCUGACUUGCCGACGUCGCUCAGCUCCAGGCAGUAGAGAAUUCGGGAAGGUCGCAGAGCCAACAUGGAUCCCGACAGCGAUCAACUCCCGAACAGCCUUGAUGUCACCCCCCUGCACAAAUCCCGCACCUCCCUGGAGACCUUCAGAAAGGUGGGGUUCCCCAUCAUCGCAGCACUGCUGAGCCUGCUGACCAUCAUGGCCGUGGCUGUCCUCAUCAAGGCGGUUCUGGACAACUACUUCCUCUGCGGGCCCCUCCACUUCAUCCUGAGGGGGCAGGUGUGUGAUGGCCAGCAGGACUGUGCCUCAGGGGAGGAUGAGCAGCACCGUGUCAAGAAAUUCCCCUAUGGGCCUCCAGUGGCAGUCCGCCUCUCCAGGGACCGAUCCACCCUGCAGGUGCUGGACCUGGCCACAAAGAACUGGGCCUCCGCCUGUUUCGACAACUUCACAGAAGCUCUGGCCAAGACAGCCUGUGGGCAGAUGGGCUAUGACAGCAAACCCACCUUCAGAGCCGUGGAGAUCGGCCCAGCCCAAGACCUGGAUGUUGUCAAAAUCACAGAGAACAUGCAGGAGCUUCAGGUGCGAAACUCAAAUGGCCCCUGUCUCUCAGGCUCCCUGGUUUCCCUGCAGUGCAUUGCCUGCGGAGAGAGCCUGAAGGUCCCUCGGGUGGUGGGUGGGGAGAUGGCCUCUGCGGAUUCUUGGCCUUGGCAGGUCAGUAUCCAGUAUGACAAACAACACAUCUGUGGAGGGAGCAUCCUGGACCCGCACUGGAUCCUCACGGCAGCCCACUGCUUCCGGAAGCGUCUCGAUGUGUCCAACUGGAAGGUGAGGGCCGGCUCAGCCAAACUGGGCAACUUCCCAUCCCUGCCUGUGGCCAAGAUCUUCAUCAGUGAGUCCAGCAUCACGUCCCCCAAAGAGCAGGACAUUGCCCUCGUGAAGCUGCAGAGCCCGCACACAUUCUCCGGCACAGUCAGGCCCAUCUGCCUGCCCUUCUCUGAUGAGGAGCUCGCUCCAGCCACCCCACUCUGGGUCAUCGGAUGGGGCUUUACAGAAGAGAACGGAGGGAAGAUAUCUGACAUACUGCUGCAGGCAUCUGUCCAGCUCAUUGACAGCACUCGGUGCAAUGCAGAGGAUGCGUACCAGGGGGAGGUCAACGAGAAGAUGCUGUGUGCAGGCAUCCUGGAAGGAGGUGUGGACACCUGCCAGUCUGAUCCAUGAUGCUGCUGCCCCCCCUGCAGUGCUGGAAACUGCUUCCCCCCACCCCACCCUGUCCACCUGGGGGUCCCCCAGAAGUCAGGCACAGAGCAAGAGCCCCCUUGGGCACACAUCUCUGCCCACACCCUCAGCAUAUCUUGGUGCAGCAAAGGACCUCCAUUCCCGUAAGAGAUCCCACAGCCCACAGGCACCCAGGAAGUCAGCAGCCCCAGCUCAGCUGCCUCUGAUGCUCCCAGCACCCCAAGGUGGGAGAGACACAGCCCACUGAACAAGCCAGCUUCCAGGCUGAGGUCUCAGAAGGCAUUGCUAAGCCAAGAAGGAAACUUCUACUCUGCUGAAUAGAAACAGAUGCUCUUCUGAGAGCCCAGAUCACCAAGGGCUGGAGAGAGGCACGAAAGGGUCUGAGCAAACCCUCUCCUUCCCCACACAUCCCCAAGCCCACGUGAACAAGAAACCAGUUAUAAUGGAAAAUGAGCUGUCCUGCUGUUGGCACAAACACUGUUUCUUACUAUUGUUAUUAUUGUUACCUCUGUGGCCAC